Messenger RNA from Scaptodrosophila lebanonensis, 789 nucleotides. RefSeq names its product scoloptoxin SSD976. Lineage: Eukaryota; Metazoa; Arthropoda; Insecta; Diptera; Drosophilidae. The coding region runs from base 1 to 789 and encodes 262 amino acids. The record is from RefSeq and is a predicted model, not a curated record. The transcript is spliced from 4 exons.
AUGUCAGCGAUCGUUUCAUCCAUGCUCGGCGUGGCCGUGUUCUUGUUGCUGUCCGAAUCGGCAACAUCCAAGCAAUAUGACUGGUGCGAUCCCGAUCUGUGUGGUGCAGGUCUCAAGCAUGUAGCCUGUCGCAACAAUGGGCACUUUAACAGGCGCUGCAAGGCCGACUCCUUUGAACUGGAUGUCUCCAACUACAAGAACACCUUCCUACAUGCCCACAAUAAGCGUCGCAAUUUCUUAGCUCUGGGACGACUGCCGGGCUACUAUCCUGCUGCUCGCAUGGCCACCAUGGUCUGGGAUGAUGAGCUCCAAUAUCUGGCCUCUUUGAAUUUGCGCACCUGCAUCCUGGAUCACGAUGAUUGCCACAACACCUACCGCUACGCUAAUUCGGGCCAAAACUUGUGUGCCAUCUGGCGGGAUCGUUCGCCCAAUGUGAAUGUGACCAGUUUGAUUGAGGAGUCGUUGAGUUUAUGGUUUGACGAGUACCCCCUAAUCGACAGCAGUUUCAUUGACAAAUUUCGUGUCACCGAGAUAUUCGAGGACUAUGGACACUUUGCCGAAAUGGUCGUUGAUCGCAACUCGCAUGUUGGGUGUUCCAUCAUUCGCUUCACACGGCCGGACUACCCCUAUGUGUAUAUAUAUCAUGUUGUCUGCAAUUACGCAUCGAUAUAUGCCCUCGAUGCGCCUGUCUACGAGGUGGGCUACACGGCAUCGCGCUGCAAGACCGGAAAGAAUCCAUUCUAUCCCGGCCUCUGUUCCACACGCGAACAGUUCAAUCCAAAUUAUUGA